CGCUCGCGCUCGCUCCUCCCGCACCCACCUCCCCGGCCCGAGGCACACUGCAGCUCGGCGCCGACUCUCCGGCCCCGGCGAGGUGGCUGCAAACUCGCGGGCACGCACGGCGCUCGGGGAUCCGGACUCGGGGGAGGGGACGCGCGCAGCAGGCGCCAGCUUCCUCCUGCCCGCCCCUCGCAGCCGAGAGCCGAGGUCGGAGGAACCCCGAGCCCCAGCCCGGCAGAGCAGAGCGGCCGCCGCCGCCACGGCUUCCCUUUUCUCCCCCAGCGAGCCCUGGAGCGCCUCGGGGACCGGCCCUAAAAAGAGCAGGAAAUCUUGUUUACCACCCGGGGAGCACAGCCGAUCGAGCCUUUGUCUGGAAAGUCAGCAUCUCUGGCCGCAAUGUGUGCCUGGUGACAUUAGCCUUGGGCGGACCGGCCGGAAAAGGGGGGUCGCCAGGUUCAGAUCUGGUUUCAGAGGCGGAUCGAGCGGGUGACUUUUGUGCAUUCAUUUUAAUUUUUGGAAAUCUCUUUUUUCCCUCCUUCGCCCGCCGCCGGGCAUGUCCUGAUUUGGCGCCCUCUCCUACUGCCCCGGGCUGCCGAUCAGAGCGCUUUCCAGCGGGUCUCCCUCCCGCCCAGCCUGACUUUGCAACACCGCGUUCCAGGCGGAUCGACCUCGGCGAGGAAGGAGGCGGGGGAGCCGCGAACACCAGGACCCGAACCUUGACAUGCUCUCGGGCGGCGAGGAGGAAGCCAGGAGCUGAGCGCACCGCCGUGGCUGCUUCGCCGACCGGCUCCGAGCACGGGGCACCGGGCGUUCUACCCUGCGCCUGGGCGGCAGCCUUGUUAGUCUGGGGCCGCCCCCCGCUUCCCGCCUCUGGGGUCCGCGGCCGGCAGGACCAUGCUGCUGAAGGAGUACCGGAUCUGCAUGCCGCUCACCGUGGACGAGUACAAAAUCGGACAGCUGUACAUGAUCAGCAAGCACAGCCACGAACAGAGUGACCGAGGAGAAGGGGUAGAGGUCGUCCAGAACGAGCCCUUUGAGGACCCUCACCAUGGCAACGGGCAGUUCACAGAGAAGCGAGUGUAUCUCAACAGCAAACUGCCUAGCUGGGCUAGAGCUGUUGUUCCCAAAAUAUUUUAUGUUACAGAGAAGGCGUGGAACUAUUAUCCCUACACGAUUACAGAAUACACAUGUUCCUUUCUACCGAAAUUCUCCAUUCACAUAGAAACCAAGUACGAGGACAACAAAGGAAGCAACGACAGCAUUUUUGACAAUGAAGCCAAAGAUCUGGAGAGAGAAGUUUGUUUUAUCGAUAUUGCCUGCGAUGAAAUUCCAGAACGUUACUACAAAGAAUCUGAGGACCCUAAACACUUCAAGUCAGAGAAGACAGGACGGGGCCAGUUAAGAGAAGGCUGGAGAGAUAGUCAUCAGCCCAUCAUGUGUUCCUACAAGCUGGUGACCGUGAAGUUCGAGGUCUGGGGGCUUCAGACCAGAGUGGAGCAAUUUGUACACAAGGUGGUCCGAGAUAUUCUUCUGAUUGGACAUAGACAGGCUUUUGCAUGGGUUGAUGAGUGGUAUGAUAUGACAAUGGAUGAUGUUCGGGAAUACGAGAAAAACAUGCAUGAACAAACCAACAUAAAAGUUUGCAAUCAGCAUUCCUCCACUGUGGAUGACAUAGAGAGCCAGGCCCAAACAAGUACAUGACAAUGGAUGAAGUCCGAGAAUUUGAACGAGCCACUCAGGAAGCCACCAACAAGAAAAUCGGCGUUUUCCCACCUGCCAUUUCUAUCUCCAGCAUCCCCUUGCUGCCUUCCUCAGUCCGCAGUGCCCCUUCCAG
Molecule: messenger RNA, 1822 nt
Organism: Hippopotamus amphibius kiboko
Lineage: Eukaryota; Metazoa; Chordata; Mammalia; Artiodactyla; Hippopotamidae
Gene: PITPNC1
Product: phosphatidylinositol transfer protein cytoplasmic 1
Exons: 10
Coding region: 883-1689 (268 amino acids)
Biological process (GO): phospholipid transport
Cellular component (GO): cytoplasm
Molecular function (GO): phosphatidylinositol transfer activity; phosphatidylinositol binding
Source: RefSeq, a predicted model, not a curated record